Messenger RNA from Plasmodium fragile, 1362 nucleotides. RefSeq lists its product as uncharacterized. Gene Ontology annotation, biological process: protein insertion into membrane. Gene Ontology annotation, cellular component: membrane. The record is from RefSeq and is a predicted model, not a curated record. Bases 1 to 1362 code for a protein of 453 amino acids. The transcript has a single exon. NCBI's taxonomy places the organism in Eukaryota, Apicomplexa, Aconoidasida, Haemosporida, Plasmodiidae. Gene Ontology annotation, molecular function: membrane insertase activity.
AUGAGCUUCACCCACUCACACAUUAAGCUGAACAAUGGAAUAUUAAAGAAAAGCUCUCAGAAUAUAUUUUUUUGUAGCAACUUUUUCAAAAGAGGGAAACAUGACUGCGCGAUAAAUUAUUAUGGGCAUAAUCGCACAUGCGAGAAAGAAGUAAAGGGUGUAAGUGGUGGUACCAGGGGGGCGUAUUCUGUCCACGUUCGAAAUUUUAUUCACCUACCCAGUAGCGUCGCUAGCUGUGAUGGAGCCAAUUCAAAGGGAUACAGCCCAUGGAUCGGAGCAGACAAAUCGGCAGAGUGCUCCACACGGGACAAGGAAAAAACAUGCAAUAGUGAGCAUAAGGGGGAAGAAAAUCUCGAAUGGGCCAAAAGUGACAAAAAUGAAGAGACACUGGGGGAUGUCCCCCCAGGGGAAGUUACAAAUGAUGAAAUCAUCCCGUACACUCAUUUCAUCAUUGAAAAAUGCAAAGCUAACUUGCAACAAGAUGUAGACAGCUACGAAUCUUCCUGGUAUGUCGAACUCGUUUAUGAAUUACUAAAUUGCACAAAAAUUAUGUUCGAUUGUUCUUGGAUGACUUCUAUCGCAGCAACGACGUCAUUCAUGAGGAUAAUUAUUUUACCCUUAACCGUAUCGGCAGAACGGGACAGAAGAAAGCAAAAAAUAUUAAACCCUCUAAUAAAAGAAUUGACAAAUAAAUUAAAAAGUAAUGCACAAGAUGGAAAUAUAAAAAUGGCACUUGAAUUUAAAAAAAAAAUCCUUAACAUUAGAAAUACCCAUGGGAUAUCUUUAAUCCCCAAAUCAAUUAUCCUAAUGGCAUUUUUCCAAACCCCUUUAUUUUUUAUAUUUUAUUUUUCUAUGAAAAAAAUGGCCUCCUAUCCUGAAGUGUUUAAAGAAUUUACUUUUGAGUCUCCACUAUGGUUAGACAGUCUUUCUUUACCUGACCCAUAUUAUAUACUCCCUCUGUUGUCCUCCCUCUUGCUAUUAUCAAAUAAUGAAUUAACAGCAUUGAUUGACAAGGCACUAAGCAAAAGCAAGUCCAGUUCCCUCCUUGCAGAUGAAAGCGAUUUUCAAAAAAAAAUGAAACAAGUGUCAAAGCUAGGCAUGAGAUUAUUUUAUAUAUCUUCAUUAUUUUUUUUUAAAUCCAUGCCAUCGGGGUUACUCAUUUAUUUGAUCACAAACACCUUCUUUCAAUUACUUACGACCCAAAUUUGUAAAAUAAAAGUGGUUGAGAGAUUUUUGGAUCUGCCUCCCUUAUACUCCAGGGGGCUGUCCUUUCAAGGGGACGCAGGAGGUAAGAAUCAAUCCGAUUCGAGACGCAGAAAGGGCAUUCACAUGGACGACUUGGUAAAGGGUAAGUUCACAUGA